UAGCACGAGUUUCGUUUUUCACGUGGAGGAAAUGGCUUCGGCAAGCGGCAGAGGAGCGGCUUCCAGGGCGCCAUGCAGAGCAUUUUUCAGAGGCAGUUGUAGGUGGGGUACAAAUUGCCGCUUCUCCCAUGAAAAGUCUAUUCCAGUUUGCCGACACUUUCAGAAUGGAUUCUGUGCCUAUGGAGACAAAUGCAGUUUCCUACACCUUCUGCCAUGUCCGCGUUCUGAUUCUCCUUCACGCCAUCUUGCCAGCCGUAGAGUGUCUGAGCCAUGCCUUAUGCCUUGUGUGCCUAACCCUCAAGUCAGUCGUAGAGUCUCAGAGCCAUCUGUUACUCCUUUGCAGUCAGCUGCCUUUGAAAAUCGCAGAGUGCCAGAAAACUGGGCACUUGCAGCAGAAUUUGUACCACGGAAUACAGAUCUUGUGAGAUCCAUAUCUAGUCCAAUCCUAGUAGAUAAAACAAAAACAAAGGAAAUCAAAUGGCAGGAUGAAACACAACAUCGAACAUCUUUGAAAAUUCACCAUUCUAAAAUGGAAGAUAAAAGCUUUCAGUAUGAACGCAGCAGAGAUGUCGUUUGUGGGAUCUGCAUGGAUAAAGUAUAUGAUAAACAAAUGGCAGAAGAGAGAAUUUUUGGAAUUUUGCCGAACUGCAGUCAUGCAUAUUGUGUGGGGUGUAUUAAACAAUGGCGAAAGACUCGGGACUUUCAGAAUGAAGUUAUAAAAGGUUGCCCCCAGUGCCGUGUGAAAUCAAGUUACUUUAUCCCAUAUAAAUACUGGAUUGGAGACUCUGAUGAGAAAAUACAGUUGAUUGAGGAUUUUAAAGCUAAGACUAGUAAGAUCCGUUGCCGGUUCUUCCUUAGAAGUAAUGGGUACUGCCCUUUUAAGUCUGACUGUAUCUAUCUACAUGAUUUACCACAUGGUCACCAAAGGCACAGGAAGAAAGAUCAAAGAAGGGCUAGUGCCUCUGCCCUGUCCUAUUCUCAGUUGGUAGGAAUUUAUGAAGAAGACUUCAGAGAAGAAGAAGAAAUUGACCUUCUACACUGUGCUCUAACCCUUGCUCUCAUUGAAGAUCGCUUUGAGCUUGGCUUGGGUUUUCCUGAGGAAGUGGAAAUCGUGUUGGGAGAAUGUAGUGAUUCUGAGUGAGGUUCUACUUUCAGCCUGCAUUUUUGAUGUGUUUUUUCUUUUUUUCUUUUUCCACUUCUGGCAAAUUUGGGGAUUUACUAAUACAUGGGCACUUACUAAUGUAUUGUUGUUGUCCAAAUUGCCUUAUUUGCUGUCUUGUUUCCAUGGUUAUGACCGCCCUACAAUCCAGCGGUGGUUGUGCUUGCAAACUAUAGGAAAAAGUGCUGGCCUCUCUGGUGGCCAAGACUGUGGGAGUGCACAUAGCCUAGUGCUUUUUUUCUGUAGUGUGAAAU
This is a messenger RNA of Bufo bufo (common toad), 1413 nucleotides long. RefSeq names its product probable E3 ubiquitin-protein ligase makorin-2. Bases 32 to 1141 code for a protein of 369 amino acids. Gene Ontology annotation, molecular function: metal ion binding; ubiquitin protein ligase activity. The transcript is spliced from 8 exons. Gene Ontology annotation, biological process: protein polyubiquitination. The record is from RefSeq and is a predicted model, not a curated record. NCBI's taxonomy places the organism in Eukaryota, Metazoa, Chordata, Amphibia, Anura, Bufonidae.